This is a messenger RNA of Anneissia japonica, 1891 nucleotides long. RefSeq lists its product as uncharacterized. The transcript is spliced from 12 exons. Lineage: Eukaryota; Metazoa; Echinodermata; Crinoidea; Comatulida; Comatulidae. The record is from RefSeq and is a predicted model, not a curated record. The annotation marks the transcript as partial.
UUGACGGUCAUUCCAGAAAAAAAAAGGUGGGAAAGCAAACUACAUCAACAUUGGUAAAGGUUAAUAUAAAAUGUAUUCACAACUCAAACUACUCGUUUUCGUAAGUCUGAUAUAUUCCUGUUAUAGUCAUGUUGUAUUGACUUUUCCACCAUCCCGUUCUCACCUGGAUUUUAAAGAUAACGUGCGAACGCGGGGACCUUGUGGAUCAGAGAGAGACCCUGAAAAUCCAGUAACCGUCUUGGUACCUGGACAGCUGAUAAAUGUCACCUGGCACUUGGCGUAUGCACAUCGCGGUGGAUAUUAUAUUGAACUUAUGCAAGAUGAUGUAGUUUACAACCUGACUGAACCUGGCGGUGAAUUCAUCUCAGGAGACGAUGCAACAAAGCUUGAGCAAACUGUGAAGAUUCCUGAAGAGGCAAUAGGAAAUUCAACGCUUCGUAUUGUCCGACAGGCAGCUGAAUGGUCAACUGGUAACCCCAACGUACCCUACCUAUUCUGGGCCUGCGCAGACCUUCUGAUUGACGCAAGGGCUAAUUGUAACCGAAUUGGAGAUGACACCCCUUGUUCAGGACGCGGUACUUGUAAUGAGCAAAACACCUGUGAUUGUGAUCGAUUAUCUUUCGGAGAAUAUUGUCAAUACGAAGAUGACUGCGGGAACCAGGCCGACUGCAACGAUCACGGACAAUGCCAUGACCUUUUGUCAACGUCAUAUCCUAAAAGGCAGUGCUUUUGUGAAGCCGGAUUCUUUGGAAGAAACUGUGAAAAUGAAAACCCAGCCGAUUUUACUGUAAACAUCAACAAACAGGAAUUCUUCAAACGGAACAUAAACUCCGAAAUAAAGCUAUUUUAUCGAGUCCUUAAGGACAGAGAGGAAAUUGAAAUUGCCAUCGAGGCCACGACAAAUACCUGGCUAGGAAUUGGCUGGAGACCGGCUGGCCUGACUAGCACAUGUCAAAGUAACUAUGAUGAUGACUGGUCUGAAAACGAGCCAGAGAGCGAACCUGAGUCCGAGCCUGAGGCAGAACACGAUGCAGAUUCAACAACACCGAGUAACAGACGUCGACGUCAAUCUGGUAAUGAUAUUAUCAUAAGAGAAAUGUAUACAGCAGACACUAAGUGGUGUUCAACCGGCGAAGGGGGUCAUGCCGAGCCUGAAGGAAAUCCUGAACCAGAAGGAACUUCUGAGCCCGAACCCGAAGGAACUUCCGAGCCCGAACCCGAAGGAACUUCCGAGCCCGAACCCGAAGGAACUUCCGAGCCCGAACCAGAAGGCGAACCAGAAGGCGAACCCGAAGGCGAGUCACCUGGAGGACCCCUUCAUCCUAUGGACUGUAUGGAUAUGGUGAUCGGUAUGGCAUAUGGCUCGACUAGUAAUAUUGGCGAUUAUUACACACGUGACCGUUCUUCUCCACUCAGAGACAACCUAUAUGGUGGAAUUGACCGUCUUGCCGCAGCAGGAGCCAAGGAGGUAGAUGGAGUUACAACGAUGGUAUUCAGAAAGAAGUUAGAAGGACCAGAACCUUCGGAUCAUAGCAUACGGAAUGCACCAAUGAGCGUCAUAUGGGCUAGAGGUCAGGAAUAUGGAGAGUAUAUACAUAGGCCGUCAAGUGGUAUAGAGGUAUGCACAGCAUCUCUCCUGGACUUCUACCGGCAAGACGAACUGAAGUACCAUGGAACGAGUAGCGAACAACGAGGGCUCAUCCAAGAUUUGAACUUUUAUGUUGAUCCUGAGGGUGGUGACACGUGUACCGGAAUGGUGAGAUACCCACCUGGCUGCCAAGGAUCGUCGUGUGAUUAUAUUGUCGAUUGGAACUUUAGUGAUACUACUGACAUCAAGUUUUCAGUCAGAAGCAAGGUGGAUGCAGACAAUUGGUCCGGCAUAGGCUUCUCU